This is a messenger RNA of Gregarina niphandrodes, 486 nucleotides long. RefSeq names its product tubulin-binding cofactor A. NCBI's taxonomy places the organism in Eukaryota, Apicomplexa, Conoidasida, Eugregarinorida, Gregarinidae. The record is from RefSeq and is a predicted model, not a curated record. Gene Ontology annotation, biological process: tubulin complex assembly; post-chaperonin tubulin folding pathway. Gene Ontology annotation, molecular function: beta-tubulin binding. The coding region runs from base 1 to 486 and encodes 161 amino acids. The transcript has 4 exons.
AUGCCCCUUGCACCUGCUACACCGCUCGGAGUCUUGGCUAACCAGUUGCGUCAAAAAACUGGGGCGCUAUUCAGGUGCUGCAAAGAAUACACCACUUACUUGCAAGAACUAGAUAGAGAUGCCAAAGCACUUCAGGAGAAAACUGCGAAAGGGGAGACUACAACUCAAGCCGCGAAUGUCCUGAAGGAAACUGAAGGUAUGCUUCCUAUCGUUCGUAAGAACGCUCUCAAAAUGGCAGAUGGAUUCCUUGAUUUCUGGGAAGAAAACAGACCCAAAAUUGAGAGGAUCUUAAAUGAGACGCCUCCCGAAGACAAGGAACGUCAUAAAUUCAUCCAAGAAUGUGGGCAGGCAAGCCGCCUGUUAAACAAACUGCUGGCAUCGGAAGACGGCAAAAACAGUGCUCUUGAACCAGCGGUUUUGGCCAUGAUUCGAGCCAUCCAAAUCGACGUUGAGCUGUUCUCUCAAGGCAAACAACUUAAGGCGUAA